AUGCAAACAUUCAUUGAUGAUGUCAACGAAGACUCGGACGUCUUUAGUUUUGACUCUGGUAUUGAAACAAAGGUUAGUAUGAGCUCUGUGUCAGAAGCCACCACAGGGGCUGCCUCGAGCCUUGCUUCAUCCUCCACCAAGCACCAUGGGACGUCUGGCGACCCAUGCUGGGACGCCAUACGUCGUGUUCAAUUAGAAUCCACCACCGUCAGCCUCCAAGACCUCCGGUUUAUCCAGAGGCUCGGGAGCGGCGACAUAGGCAGCGUGUACCUCGUGGAGCUAAAAGGAGCCAGUGGGUGCAGUUUUGCUGCUAAGGUGAUGGACAAGGAAGAGCUGUUGUAUAGGAGCAAAGAAACUAGGGAAAAGAUAGAGAGGGAAGUGUUGGAAAUGUUGGACCACCCUUUUUUGCCCACCCUUUAUGCCACCUUAGAUUCUGCUAAGUGGUCUUGUUUGUUGACUGAGUUCUGUCCCGGUGGCGACCUCCAUGUUCACCGGCAACGGCAGCCAGAAAGGAGAUUUGAUGAAACUGCCGUCCG
Messenger RNA from Ilex paraguariensis (yerba mate), 536 nucleotides. The record is from the annotation of a GenBank genome assembly. Lineage: Eukaryota; Viridiplantae; Streptophyta; Magnoliopsida; Aquifoliales; Aquifoliaceae.